AUGACCCCCAGAACCCUCCUCGCUGGCGGCUUGCUCGCAGCUGCCGCCCGUGCCAUGCAGCCCAGUGCUGCGAAGCCCGUCGCCGCCCCCAUGCGCGAUCUCCAGUGGGCCCAGCUCAACUUCCUCCACACAACCGAUACCCAUGGCUGGCACGGCGGCCACUUGCAAGAGUCCCAAUACUCGGCCGACUGGGGUGACUAUGUCUCUUUCGCCCAUCAUAUGCGCAACAAGGCCGACCAGCGGGGCGUCGACCUGCUCGUCGUUGACACCGGUGACCGGGUCGAGGGCAACGGCUUGUACGACGCAUCUCGGCCCAAGGGACAGUACACAUAUGACAUAUUCAAGGAGCAGGACGUAGACAUCAUUUGCACCGGAAACCACGAGCUGUAUCUAGAUGAUACUGCCACCCGUGAGUGGAAUCAGACCGUGCCCAACUUCAAGGACAGCUACCUUGCCUCCAACCUGGACUACAUCGACCCAAAGACCGGCGAGGCCAAGCCCAUGGCCCCGAGGUACAAGAAGUUCCAGACCAAGAACCAGAAGCUGAACGUCGUGGCUUUCGGCUUCCUGUUCGACUUCACCGGCAACGCCAACAACACCAUCGUCCAGCCCGUUUCCAAGACGAUCAAGGAGGAAUGGUUUCAGAAUGCCAUAAGAGAGAAGCCUGAUGUGUUUGUGGUGAUUGGACAUAUCGGCCUGCGGAUGGACGAGAUCAAACAGAUAUACAACGAGAUCAGGAAGCAAAACUGGUUCACCCCACUCGCCUUCUUUGCCGGCCAUGCCCAUGUUCGCGAUGCCAUCAGUUUGGACGCCAAGACUUUCGGCAUCGCAAGUGGGAGGUAUUUUGAGACCAUCGGGUGGAUGUCCAUCGACGGCAUUGCGAAAAAGUCAAAGGACGUGGAAACGACAGCUGUGUCUUUCAACAGGAGGUAUAUCGACAACAAUCUGCUGGGCCUUUAUCAUCACACAGGGCUCAACGAGUCUACAUUCCCCACAGAGCAUGGCCGCAAUGUCAGUGAGCUCAUUGCCAAGGCUCGGACGGCCCUGGACCUGGACCAGAAGUUUGGCUGCGCACCUCAGGACUACUGGAUGGCCAGGACGAAAUAUCCGAGCAACGAUAGCGUCUUCACAUUGCUCGACCAGCAGGUGCUGCCUGACAUCAUCGCGAAAGAGUCGCGGAAGGACAUCCCAAGGCUUGCCAUCAUCAACACCGGUGCUAUCCGCUUCGACAUCUUCAAGGGCCCUUUCACUAUUGACACCACCUACAUCGUCUCCCCGUUUCAAAGCAAGAUGGCCUAUAUCCCUGAGGUGCCUUACAGCGCUGCAAAGAAGGUGCUGCCUCUGUUGAACAGCGAAGGUCAGAUCCUCGACCAGCCAGCCUUCGACGCGAGGAUGAUGGGCCCACCUGAGCAGUGGCACAUUACUGAGGAUAUUAUAUAUCCAAACCCGACACCUGUAGAACGUCUGCUGCAAGGCGGUGGCCAGAAGCCCCUGGGCGAUGCUAAAGAUGACCCGGACCUUGUCGGUGGGUACACCACCAAGGAUGACAUCGGGACUGAUGGGGAUGAUGCUGUGCACGCCCCUAUCAACUUCCACACACAGCCAAACUGCAUCCAGGCAAAGAUUGGCAUGCCGCCUGAAGGCGAACCAGAGACUGUUGAUCUGGUGUUCACCGACUUCAUAACGCCCUGGGUCAUCAUGGCUCUGAAGUUCAGUGGUGGCGACUACAAUGAGACAAGCGUCCAGUUGUGGGACGAGGCUGCCUUCACGGACAUGGUGGCCAAGUGGGUCAAGGAGAAUUGGAAGGGCAAGUGCUAA
Molecule: messenger RNA, 1818 nt
Organism: Diaporthe citri
Lineage: Eukaryota; Fungi; Ascomycota; Sordariomycetes; Diaporthales; Diaporthaceae
Exons: 1
Coding region: 1-1818 (605 amino acids)
Biological process (GO): nucleotide catabolic process
Cellular component (GO): cytosol
Molecular function (GO): hydrolase activity
Source: RefSeq, a predicted model, not a curated record